Messenger RNA from Carica papaya (papaya), 812 nucleotides. Its product is annotated as pectinesterase inhibitor-like. Gene Ontology annotation, molecular function: enzyme inhibitor activity. The record is from RefSeq and is a predicted model, not a curated record. Lineage: Eukaryota; Viridiplantae; Streptophyta; Magnoliopsida; Brassicales; Caricaceae.
CUUUGGUCAUUAGUCAUAUACCUAGAAAUAAAUAAAUACAAAACAAAACUUAAAUUUAGGCAAAUGAAUAACUCAAAAUAGAAUGCAUGAACUUGUCAAAACCCAAUUGAACUACUUCCAAAAAUUUCUUCGUUCAACCGUUUAAUUCUCAUAUCUCCACAAAAUCUCCUUUAAAAACCCAACUAAUCACCAUUCUCUCUUCAAACCCAAAUCAAAAAACCAACCCACCAAUUACUUUCCUUUCCUUUCCUCUCCUCCAAACAUGAAUUACUCAUCUCCAUUUUUCUUCGCCACUUUUCUCCUCAUCCUCCUAAGCUUCUUCCCCCAUCAAAAUGCAGCAAACUCAAAACUCAUCGACCAAAGCUGUGAAAAAACCCUCUACAAAGACCUCUGCAAGCUCACCUUACGUUCCUCGCAUGAGAGCAAGGGCGCCGACCUCGUCGGCCUGACCAAGAUCGCUUUGAAGCUGGCUUCUUCCAACGCCACGCGCAUUCACAGCCGCAUUGACCAGCUUCUCGCCUCGACUAAAGACAGAAACGUGGAGCAGAGCUUGAAGGAGUGCUCCGAGCAGUACGGGGACGCCAUUGAACAGAUCGAAGACUCGCUUGCCGCGUUGGAUUCCGAAGGCUACGCCGAUGUCAAUACGUGGGUGACAGCCGCCAUGAGCGAUGCGGACACGUGCGAGGAAGCUUUCGAAGGACAGGAUUCGCCCGUGGAAGGGCUGAGCAAGUUAUUCGGCCAACUUUGUAGUAUUACGCUCACGUUCUCCAAUCUUUUAGCUAAUGGUGGAAAGUAAAAUUAAAAUGGCAAAG